Molecule: messenger RNA, 2445 nt
Organism: Xenopus tropicalis (tropical clawed frog)
Lineage: Eukaryota; Metazoa; Chordata; Amphibia; Anura; Pipidae
Gene: gja9
Product: gap junction protein alpha 9
Exons: 2
Coding region: 18-1580 (520 amino acids)
Biological process (GO): transmembrane transport; cell communication
Cellular component (GO): plasma membrane; gap junction; connexin complex
Source: RefSeq, a predicted model, not a curated record
GAGAUGGUGGACUAAACAUGGGAGACUGGAAUUUCCUUGGGGUCAUCCUAGAAGAAGUUCACAUCCAUUCCACAAUUGUUGGAAAAAUUUGGCUUACAAUUCUGUUUAUAUUCCGCAUGCUUGUAUUGGGAGUGGCAGCUGAAGAGGUUUGGAAUGAUGAGCAGUCGCAGUUUGUAUGUAACACAGACCAACCUGGAUGCAAAAAUGUUUGUUAUGACCAGGCUUUUCCUAUCUCACUUAUCAGAUAUUGGGUUCUGCAAGUAAUAUUUGUAUCCUCACCUUCUUUGGUUUACAUGGGCCAUGCUAUUUACAGGCUGAGAGCAUUGGAGAAAGAACGACAUAGGAAAAAAGCUCAGCUUAGAGGGGAGCUUGAAGGAGUUGAGUAUGAUCUGAGUGAAGACCGCAGAAGGUUGGAGCGUGAACUCAGACACUUAGAGCAAAAAAGGCUGAAUAAGGCUCCAUUACGGGGUUCUCUUCUCUUCACCUAUGUAAUACAUAUUUUUACAAGAUCUGCUGUCGAGAUUGGUUUUAUGAUUGGACAGCAUUUGCUUUAUGGAGUUCAGCUGAAUCCUCUUUACAAGUGUGAAAGAGACCCAUGUCCCAAUGUUGUUGAUUGUUUUGUAUCAAGGCCUACAGAAAAAACUGUAUUUAUGCUUUUUAUGCAGUGCAUAGCAGCUGUCUCUUUGUUCCUAAAUAUUUUGGAAAUUGCACAUCUUGGGGUUAAAAGAAUAAAAAAAGCAUAUAUGAUGAGGUAUAAAAUGAAAGAAGAGUUUGAUGACUUUUAUGUAAUUAAACCCAAGAAAACCUCCACAGUAAGCCACACUUGCAUAGGUACGUCCUCUAGUCCACAAAAGACUCUUCCUUCUGCACCUAGCAAUUAUACAUUGUUGAUAGAAAAACAGAGUGACCCCACUGUGUAUACCGUUUUAAAUCCUCCAUGUGGGUACCAUCCCAUAGAAGAUGGUCAGAAUGAUAUUUGUAAUACUUUCAUGGAGGAUGAGCAAGAAACAAAAUCAGCCAAUGGUAUCAAUGCCACAAACACAGUUGAAAGUCACUAUCAUGACAACCUUGACAAUAAUAAUGGGAGGAUAAACAAAACAUUAGAUGCAGAUGUUAAGACUUUGCAUUGCCAUGGAGAAAGAAGAACUGGUUGUAUAAGAAGUACUUAUGUAGAAAAUGCUCCUCUUAUACAGACAACAACAACUGAUGUACCAUCUGAUGACACUGUGGAUUACUCCUUACAAAAUAUAUCCUGUCCAAUGCCCACUAACGUACUCCGGAAAUCCAGAAGAGUCAGCGCUCCAUGGAAUGGUUCUAAAGCAGCAGAGAGAGGAGGCUUUGUUCAAGAUUCUGGAUGCAGGGGGCGCAGUAGCUUCAGUGCAAAUUUAUCAUGGGGACUCUCCAAGUCUGAUCUGAAACGAGUUAGCAGGCCAUCCACACCAGAAGUAAUGGGAGAAAUGAGCCCAAAAUCCAAACAGGAUAAAACAUGUGAAGGUUCUGUGACCUUCUCUCCAUCACGACGGAUGUCACUGGCAAGUAAUGCCAGCAGCCGGCGUGCCCCAACUGAUCUACAGAUCUAAGCUCUAUGGUCCUGCAGCUGUCAUCCCUUAUGAAGAAGCACUAAGAAAUAACCACAACAGCAGCCUCAUUGAUUGUAAACUACGAAUGACAACAUUCAUCACUAACAGCAGAUUCUUCAACUUCUAACAGAACUGGAAAUCUCAAACAUGAAACUCAAAUACCCUAAGGCCAUGCUAAUGAGACAACUAAUUGACAGCAUGGAACCCUAACACAACAAACUAUACAAUAAACUGUUGCUAUGCAUAUGUAGACAAAGCUAAAUAUAUCUUUGCUUGGGUAAAGAAGUGCGGAGAUGCAUCAAGUGCCACACGAAGUUUUCCCUGCAGUCACAUGAAAUGACCAACCCUAUGGUGCUAAACUUAUUAAACCAGAACUAUAGUUACAGUAACAAGCUGAAAGAUUUAAACACAUCUCAUUUAUAAUCUGGUAUCUUUCAGUACCCCAAAUUUAAUGCAUUAGCACCAUGCCUGUCCUUGCCAUUGAUGUUCUAACAUAGAUAAGGAAAUAACAAAACCCAUAUAAAUAGCCAACUACUAUCUUCAGUACCAGUAAGCUAAACAGACCACUUUAUCUUUGCAGAUCUCAGUAAUGUUUUUAUUUGUGAACAUACCUGUAUAUUUGUUAACAACAGCAUCCCACUAUCCUGCUAUGGGGUCAGCAACACAAUUUAGAUUUUAACAUGAAUUUGAUUACAGCAGAGUAGCAAAUAAAUGCAAAAUUUCUCAUUUGCCUGGAAGCACCAUUUUUAGGUACUACCAUUUACCUUUUUAGUACAGCUGCAGUGCAUCAGUAUCAAGGCAAUUUAACCACAAUAUAAAAGGGUUGUAAACCCAGAUAUAAGAUGUUACCUAAUGAAAGCACACU